CAGGUGGACUUGUUGAAGCAUGGUAUACCUGAUCCGUCUUCAGUGUCGUUUUCGCAUCCGCAUGGCUCUAGUCUGAUCUCUGAAAAAGAAAACAAAGAUAAAAUUCUGGAAGUGGGAAAAGAGUAUAUGGCAGCGCCAGUUUUUGUGCAAACAAAACUGCGUGACAAAGAUGUUAAUCCGCAUAAUGCUGCACAACUAAGGAAGGCACUUCAACAGUGUUUUAACCCAUCAUCUUUUGUGAGGCUUAAAUGCCAAAAUGCAUCAAAGGAGAACAGCAUUUCCGCAAUCAAGAGUCAAAAUGAUGGCACAGAUUCUGCAGCACUAAAAUUGUUUCUAGUUCCAAGCAAGAAUAGAGAUGACUCCCCCUGGGCACAGUAUGAAAGCUACAUUUCUGUGAUUUGGAAGUUAAGGGAUGAGGUUCUAUCCAUGAGUGGCUCCUCGUUCUCGAGGACAGUGUCUGAGCGUGAUUGGUUGAAGAAUUCUGCUAAAAUAUGGGACAUGAUCAAGAAUUCUGCCGUCAUUGCAGACUACUGUAAAACGCUUCAAAGUUCGGGCAUGUUUAGAAGGUAGCUAUUUGAUUCUUGCCGUCUUCGCUGAAGGUUCAGAGACCCAUUUGUAGUUCAUAGCUGGCUUCGUGCCGCGGACCACUUUUUAAGUUUUUUGCUGUAAAAUCUGAUGUUUCUUCUGUUAAUUGAUAUGAUUAAACACCUGUUCACAACAGCCCCAUGGCUUAUUUUAUGGUGUUUGAUUAUACAUUGCGGGAAGAAUGGGGUGAAUACGUCAUCAUGUGCGUGUCAAUAAAAUUUUUUGGCCAACAA
This is a messenger RNA of Coffea eugenioides, 818 nucleotides long. RefSeq names its product protein SMG9-like. The record is from RefSeq and is a predicted model, not a curated record. Gene Ontology annotation, biological process: nuclear-transcribed mRNA catabolic process, nonsense-mediated decay. Bases 127 to 570 code for a protein of 147 amino acids. Lineage: Eukaryota; Viridiplantae; Streptophyta; Magnoliopsida; Gentianales; Rubiaceae. The transcript has 3 exons.